GUCAAUAGUUUUAGCAGGUUAACAAUAUUAUAAAAAUGACACGAUUUAAACUUAAAAGCUUACUGUUAUUAGGAAUAUUACUGUUAGUAACUCAAAUAUUUUCAUCAAAAGCAACUAAGGACUCAUGUGAUAAAGGAGACAGUUCUAAAGGAUCAGGAUCAUCAGGAUCUGCUAGCGGUGGUUCAGCUGCCGCUGCAAGUGGAGGAUCAACUGCCACUGCUUCUAAAGGCUCAGCUGGUGCUGCCAGUGGAGGUUCAUCUGCUAGUGCUGCUAAAGGCGCUGCUGGUGCUGCUAGUGGAGGAUCAGCUGCUACUGCUUCCAAAGGUUGCGCGGGAGCAUCCAGUGGAGGAUCAACUGCUAGUGCUACCAAGGGCUCUGCAGGUGCUGCUAGUGGAGGAUCAACUGCAAGUGCAUGCAAAGGCGCUGCUGGUGCUUCCAGUGGAGGUUCGACUGCAAGUGCUAGCAAAGGCUCUGCUGGAGCUUCCAGUGGUGGAUCAACCGCUAGUGCUUCUAAAGGCUCCGCCGGUGCCUGUAGUGGAGGUAGUUCUGCUGCCGCUAGUAAAGGUAGUGCUUCAGCAGCUUCUGGAGGCAGCUCAGCAACUGCGAGCAAAGGUGGUGCUUCAGCUGCAACAGGCGGUGGAUCUGCUAGUUCCAGUGGAGGAGGAGCUUCAGCGGCUAGUGGGGGAGGAUCAGCAGCUGCUAGUGGAGGUGGAGCCGCAGCAUCUGGUGGUGGAGGGUCCGCAGCUGCCAGUGGAGGAAGCGCAGCAGCAUCGGGUGGUGGGGCUGCAGCAUCCGGUUGUGGGGGGUCUGCAGCCGCAAGUGGAGGCAGUGCAGCAGCUUCAGGUGGUGGAGCAGCAGCGUCAGGUCCUGGAGGUUCUGCGGCUGCAGCUGGAGGAAGUGCAGCGGCAUCUGGCAACGGCGCAGCAGCGUCUGUUGCUGGAGGAUCUGCAGCUGCCAGUGGUGGUUCUGCAGUCUCCAGUGCUACUUCUGCUGGAGUAGCUAGUGCAGCUUCAAGUGCUGGAAAUGGUGUAGACCUUAGCAAUUCAACUACCAAAUUAGCUUCAACCAAAACUUCAUCCACGUCAAAUGAACUAGUUGCAAGUGGUGCUGGAGCUGAAGAUUCAUUAUUAUAUCUGGCUGAUGAUGGAUCGUUAGCUAAAUUAUUGGGAGCUGAUGAUUCUCGUAAUGAUAUGAAAGACGUUAUGAAAACAGCAUUAAAUUUUGCAUCGAAUAUGAUGGAUUCAAAAGCCGGUCAAUUAGCAAAAGGAGCUCCAGCAGGGUAUUCUGGAGCUCAACUUUCAAAUUCGUAUGGUGGGUAUCAACCUGCAUACCCUCCACCUCCUCCAGGUGGAUACGGUCCACCUCCUUCAGGUGGAUACGCUCCACCUCCUUCAGGAUACAAUCCUUAUUAUCAACCACCCCCUGGUUACUGUGGUUUUCCUGCAUGACUAACAGGAGGUUCAACUACAAUAAAUGCCGAAAUAAGUGCUCGUAAAUGUGAUGACUAAACGUAAAUUCAUGUUUUCGAAUUUACAUGCAUAAGUAGUUUCUUUAAAUAUUUUUUCGUACAUUUCCUAUUAUUCCUUCCUAUCCCCAAUAUACUUAAUUUAUUUAAUA
Molecule: messenger RNA, 1617 nt
Organism: Chrysoperla carnea
Lineage: Eukaryota; Metazoa; Arthropoda; Insecta; Neuroptera; Chrysopidae
Exons: 2
Coding region: 36-1448 (470 amino acids)
Source: RefSeq, a predicted model, not a curated record